CAGCAGCAGCAGCGUGGUUAAACGCUGGACCUGGAUGGAUGAUGCGUCUCAUCAUCCCGGGCAUGACACACUUACUGAGCUGCAGAGCUGAUAGGGCCACGGAGCGAACCCACGGGACAGAGACUCGGUGCGGAAACCGGAGACGAGGAUAGAGUCACAUAAGAGGAUGAGGAUGAGGAUGCGGGGAAGAAAAACAGGUGCUGAUGAACGGACGAAGGAUAGUCAAAUUGAAGAAUUAAAUAGGCCAUAAAGCUGCGAGGGGUGGAUGGAGGGAGGGAUGAUGAUGAUGAUGAUGAGGAGGAGGAUGGUAGUGAGGAGGCUGCUGUGAGGACGGGACCGCGCGGACAGUCAAGCUCGCGUGAUCAGUGCGUUACUGUGUUGAUGAUCAUCGUGCGGGUAAAUCUGCAGGUAUCACGGAGAGCUGAGGGAAACGCUAUUCUGAGGAGGUGGGCCAAGUCCCGAGAGAGAGAGAGAGAGAGAGAGAGAGAGAGAGAGAGAGAGAGCGAGAGAGAGAGAGAGAGAGCGAGAGAGGGAGAGAAGGGGGAGGACCUCAGGACUCAGUGACAGUCCGGGAUGUUGUUGCUGAUGUUGUCAGUGAUGUGAAGCGAAAUUUGGGAGCUGAUGAAAGGAGUCGUGCCAGCGCGUGGACGCGUAUUUAUACAUUUUUGCAGAUGCACUUUUCGGAAGGCCCUGCCAAAAAGUGACUGCACCCUAUGCUUUGCACACACAGGAGCUCUGUGUGGUGGAGAGCGGUAGAAGUUGGCUUCCUGCCUGUUGAGAUGUGCGAGGAAACACUGUGAGCUGGGGUUCAUGCUGAUGAAAUUGAUCUGCUCAGUGAGCUCCAACCAGAGCCAUGGGGAGUACCCAGACUGCCGCAGUGAGAGGGAGUCGGGAGGGGAGGCGUCUCUCCUGGUGUCUCCUCUGGUGGUGGCGGGAAUCGUUAUAGGUCUGGUCCUCUUCCUCUCCUGCAUCACCAUCAUCAUCGGCAGCCUGCGCAAAGACAGUCGACUCCGCAACCCACACCUCCGAGCUAGCUAUGGACCAGAUGGUUUUUCCUAUGGCGGUUCAGUGGGAGAACUGAGGUCGACCUGCUUAGAAGACUUUCCACCUGGUUUAGACUUUGACUCAUACAGAGAGACUCUGUCGCAGGUCAACAACAUGUACCCAGACUCACCUCCACGUUACGAGGAGUGCGUUGGCCCUGGUUUGACUCAGAUCUACAUACCGACAGAUGACCCACCUCCUUACUCCCUAUUUGACCCCUGCCAGAGGGGGCCAGAGCAGCAGGAGCAGCCUCACCACACCACAGAAGAUCCUUCCCCCUACUGUGGAGAGACCUCAGCCAGUGCAGGCUGGUUCUCCUCCUCCCACUACCCGCUGGGACUGCAGGAGCAGGAGAAUCAACACAUCACAUCCAUCUCCUUCUCCCUGGAGACUGCGCCACCCUAUGAGUCAGUGUUGGCAGAGCAGGUGCAUCCCCUCCCUCUCAUGCCAUGUGACCUUUAUAAACACCAGUCAGAGAGGGGGGAAGCAGGAGACUCCCAGCAACCAGGCGCGAGCCAGAUCUCGUAGGACGGAUCUGUUUGUCUUUCUUUUUUUUUCACCUGUACUGUUGGAAGUAAACAACACUUGCGACGUGUGGCACAAAGUGGCUGUUAGAAGCAGCUGUGACACCACACAAUGGACACUAAUGUGAUGCUCACAGUUUCUAACACCUAACAAGGCCGGUCAUGUACAUCUCUGUGGACUGACGUGCAGCCAGCGCAGAGAGCCUGAAAUGAAAACUUCAACAUUUGACAAGUUUUCCUCAUCCCAGUGAUUCUCUUUUGGACAAUGACUUCAUCAUUGUAAUAACACCAUUGUUUGUUUAAUUAGUUUAGUUUAGUUCCCCGUGUUUUCAGCUGGUCAUUUGUUUGUUAGUUUUUUUUAGGACAGAGAGUCAUGUGUCAUGUUUGGCUGAAUUUAAACUAACAUGUAUCAUAGUGUAGGUGUGACAGAGAAAUAUUGAGUUAGAGUGUAGUUUAAAGUAAACACAAGCACACAGACUCCACCCCUCCCAUUUAUUUUGGUAUGACCCACUGCCGUCGGUAUAUUUUUACGAUGUUUUAGAGGACAGUAUACGCAGUAUGGUGUUGUAUAGAGUACAACCUCCUUAACUACCAGCAUACCCCUGCUGAUUACCAGUCUUUGUAGUGAGUAAACAUUUAGAGACAGACGUGUCCUAGUUAGGAGAAUAACUUUGUGAUGAAAUGAUUGUGACCAAAAUAAUACAGUCGUGUUUCCUCUGUAGUGCUGUUGUCCAAAUUUCUGUCAAGGGCUCUGCUUUUAAUAUCAGUGCUGUAACGAGACCCAGCAGCAAAAUGUAGCUCGGAGCCCUCCUCUCCUCCACCUCUUGACAAGGUUGAGUUGAUGCACCAGAAAAGUUACACACAAAACUGGAGACACUGAAGAUUCUGUUUUGUGUGUCAGUUUCAUUCUUAUGGGAGAAUAACCCACCGGCCUGAGUCCAGACAUUUAGCAGUAGCUGUGCAAACGUCUUCAUUUACCUGCAAAAGCAACAGCAGGUUUGUGUUGAUUACAUGUUUUCAUCAGAUGCAGAGACAUGUGAACAGCACAGGGAAAAAUGUCUUAAGUGAUUGAUUGUUUUGGCCUUUAAAAUGAACCAAAAGUUGUCCAACUAACACCCACAAACAGAAACGCUUUUCUUGACCAAUGAUUUGUAAAAUGAAUUUCUCUAUAACUGUGGUUGAAUUAUUUUUGAUUGACUUGAAUGAAUUGCAAAGAAGUUCAAGUGUAAACAAAACAUAUUGUGGCCAAAAAGUUGUUUAAGUGUAUAUUCAAAUGCAACUACUCUGCAUUUUAAUGGGUAAAUAAAUAAAAACAGAUUAAGAAAAUGUGCAAAACAGUGAUGUGUAAACUUAGGUGUUGGAACAAAUUGAGAGUGUUUGUUCUGGACUCUUGCCUCAUUGCUUCUUGUCCUGUUGUCACUGAAUCUGAACUGUAAUAACUUACUUUUCUUGACUUUUCCCAAGACCUUUUACAUAAACUCAACUUAAGCGUGACUACACAGACUUGAUGUUAUGUCUGAAACAGUGGAGAAGGAUAUAAUCCGGGCAGCAUGUGUGCAAUUGAAUAUAAUCAACAGUUCAGUGCAGCAGGUGCCAAAGUGUUCACCAGAGUCUGUGCUGCAUCACCUCAAAUCUCUGUAUUUCACACUGUUUAACAGGCAGCACAAACACUGAACAUUGGGUGUUAUCCUGGAGACACUUCAACCUGUAGACAAGACAUCACCAGUUACCACUAUAAGGCAGGAAGUCACAUGAGGUAACCUUUAAUAACCCUAACCAUCAUUUUAGAAUAACUUGUCCAUGUUGGUUUGUGACUUUUGGUCCUUUAUUUAGAAACUAGCCUUCUUGUGACAUUGUUUUUAGUGUUAAGAAACAAUUUAGUGCCUAAUAGCCCUCAGACUGUUAGCUUGAAUUGUAGCCAUAAUGUGUCAAUGCAAUUAACACAGUGCUUUGUGCUGUAUAUGUAAGACGAUCUUCCCACUAUUUGAAUACUGAAGAAGCCAAGGUUGUGAUGACAGAGUUUAUCAAUGAGAAUAAAAAAAGACACAUCUUGACCAUGCCACGCAAUCAUUGCAGCAAUCAGCUUGCUUUUGUCAUCGAGCUCAGUUUAGCAGCUACAGUUGAGUUUCCCAUACAAUCCACAACCUUUAGUUGUUGUUCCAGUUUUGAGUCACAGAGGUAUCAGCUUCACUAUAAGUGUAAUCAACCAUCUUGGUGGGAUCAUUCUUUUUCUCCUCAUAUCUUUCAUUGUUCCUCUUUCCUUUUUUCCCCCUCGCAGGAUUCAAGGAAUCUUCAAAUUUGGUAGAGUCAUGUCGUUAUCACUUGUCACUCGUUAUUUGAUGAUACUUCUGUCGCCGUGGAUGAGCUUUAAACACAUACAGAUGAUAGAUUUUGUCUAUAACGUAUGUAAAUCAAUCAUCGAUAGCUAUGUGUAAUGUUUAAUUGGCCUGAUCAAAUUAAUGUCACGUGUAAAUGUAUUAAUUAUGCUGAUGCACUCAGUUAAUACAACAUUACUGACGAAAGUCAUUGGAGAAAAAAAAACCUUAGAAAAAGGAGUGCAGUCACCAACAUUAGCUUUCUGCAUCAGCUGAUUUCUUAAACAGCACAUUAAAUGAACAGAAUAAACAUGUACUCAUUUAAAUAACUAGAGUAUAAUGUUUUUAUAUUACUUCGUAACGUGACUACUUUAUUAAAGUAGGUUUCAAUAAAGUCGGUUACUUGGUGUACAACUAGUAUUUAUAUUUAUAUUUCAAAUAAAUCCUAUUGUUCAUAAUUUAGUUUUUUCUGCUGUAUUACAAUCUGUGUAGCAACAAGAAAAAUGCUAUAUGUUUGGUUUAAAAGAUGCUGUGACAUAAAUAUUACCUUUUGUAAUUAUGUCAUAAUUACAAAAACUCAGUAUUUACCAGUGUUAUGUUAUAUUUGUAACAUGUGUCUUGAUGUCGUCCAGUGUUGAACAUUGACUUGACAUUGAUUUACACACACAAACCCCCCCUUGCACUCUCUCACUAUGGCCCACCAGGGGGCGCUGCUGCAAAACUACAUAAUGACAUUCAUGGGUAUCACUCUUUUUUUUUGUAAUAAGACACAUGCACAAGAAGCAAAUUAACAAGUUUGAUCCUGGAUAUCAGUGAGACAGUAAGGUCCACUCUGCUGUAUGUGUGUGUGUAUAUGGUAAGGGGAAUGUUAAGGCUAAAGCCUAUUAGAUAAGAGGAAAAGUAAAAAGUAAAGAUUAAAGUUGUCCGUAUCUGAGAAUUAGUGUAGAAUUUCCAGAUCAGCAUAAUGGACAAACGUGUUGUCAGCUGGGUUAGCGGCCGUGUUGUUGGUGCGUUUGCUGUUAGUAGAUUGUGUAAGUGUCAAUCAUGUGUAAAUCACCUCCCAUGUUUUUCCUCCUUGCUCCUUUCUCACAUCAUCUUUCAAGACAUCAGACUUCCUGUAUAAAUAAGGACCAGUGGUUAAUGAUGUCUCUUAAUGUUCUGUAUUAGAGGUUUUGUUAACGUUUUUUUUUCUUCUGUAGAGAAGAGUGAAUAAACCAGAACUCUUAUAGCAA
Messenger RNA from Solea solea (common sole), 5115 nucleotides. It is a transcript of the gene bean1, whose product is annotated as brain expressed, associated with NEDD4, 1. Lineage: Eukaryota; Metazoa; Chordata; Actinopteri; Pleuronectiformes; Soleidae. The transcript is spliced from 6 exons. The coding region runs from base 811 to 1572 and encodes 253 amino acids. The record is from RefSeq and is a predicted model, not a curated record.